Molecule: messenger RNA, 2158 nt
Organism: Tuber aestivum (summer truffle)
Lineage: Eukaryota; Fungi; Ascomycota; Pezizomycetes; Pezizales; Tuberaceae
Source: the annotation of a GenBank genome assembly
GUAGCUGCUCCCAAGAACCUACCGGUAAUUUACCAUCGCUGCCUGACGCUUUCCUCUCCCCUCCCGUAACAUCAGUCCUGUACAAGUACCGUCCUUCGUUCUUCAGGGCUCAUCUAUGAUUGUGAAAACCGCGGAUCAGCAGAUGGGGGAAAAUCGGUACCUAUAUCUGCGCUCUGAUCUCGCGAUGGGACUAACCUUGCUAGUGGGGUUUCGUCGAGGCUGCUACGUCGACGUUCGAACAUUUCGUCCGCGGAUAGACGCUGCAACAUAGGGUCCUUCGAAGAAACUGGUUCUCGGUAUAGGCUGGUUGGCGAUAACGGGAAGCGAGGAUGGUCGUAUAUCCCUGCACGGACACUUGAUCCCGAAUCAUCGGUUUCCGAGUCCGGAGAGGCGGAUAAAUAUUCGUGCUUUGGUGACUCGGAUGAUGAGGAGAGGAACAGGCUAGCGGAACCUUGGCCUAAGCCGCAGAAAAAGAGGGUGGAGCAGAAGGAAAGGAGACAUAAUGACGGAGGUCAUGGGUUGCGGCGGAUGGAGAGUAUCGGAAUGUCCUCUGGCCGGAACGAGCUACGCACACCUCGUGUGCUAAGGACGUUACAGAGCAUGAAUGAUCUGCGACCCGGAAUGGUACAGGACAACAUCGCUUCUACCUUUGAGCUGCGGAGAUUACAAAAGUCGCAAACAUUUCCAUGUUUUGAGCAUCCAAAGUCAAGGGUGAUCGCAAGGGCGCCUAGUCCCGUGCGUGAGGAGGAUGAAGUAGUGUCGGAGAAAUCUGACCGUCGGGAAGAAUCCAAGUUUGAUUCGUGUAAGUUGCAAUCUUACUUUCACAAUGGUUUUAUAGAGCAUGUUGUAUGGCGCUCCAAAUCUCGGUACGAGGUCACGAAAUGGUGUCGAAGCAGGCUUCUUGGAUGCGGGGCUUUCGGAACUGUUUGGCUGGAAGAAGAGAGCCGGCAAGGGACAUUACGGGCGCUGAAGGGGAUGCGAAAGGAUGUUAUUGGGCAAGACUAUACUCGGGAGAUACUUGCCUUGGUAAAAUUGAAGAAAGUACGGUAAUAUAUAAUUGUUUCGGAGAGCUGAGCGAGACUGGGCUAACAAGAAUUAGUAUGACGAAUACUUUGUCCAAUUCUUUGGAUGGUUCGAGGAUCCCCAGUGUAUAUACCUUGCGAUGGAGUAUAUCCCACUGGGCGACUUGGACCAGUGCUUUCGAAAAAGGACAUUCACAGAAGCUCAAGCGAAGCGCUUGACUCGGCAGUUACUCAAAGGACUGGCAAUCAUGCACGAAAAUGGCUUUACCCACCGAGACCUAAAGCCACAGGUUAGCACCAUACCUCCAAAUGGGGUUCAUGACUGACGUCAUUAGAACAUUUUGCUAGUAUCUUACUCUCCCUUGUGGGUGAAGAUUGGAGAUUUUGGCGUGACGAAACGCAUCAUUCACGACGAAACCGCACUCAGGACCAGCGUGUGGACCAUGCAUUAUGGGGCUCCGGAAACACUCGGUCUAGCUGACACAGAGACUUCGGAAUACACCAACGCAGUCGACCUCUGGUCCCUGGGCUGUGUUGUGUAUAAAUCCUUGACCAAUACCACACCGUUCGCGGAUAUGAGAACCUUUUCGUCAUUUUGCCUUAAUCUCAUUGCGUUCCCUUCUACCAAUCUUUAUGAGAGUGGCGUUAGUUAUUCGGGAAUUGAUUUUAUCUUGAAACUUAUGGCAUUGGAUCCGACGUUGAGACCAACUGCGAAGGAAGCGUUGGGCUUGGAGUGGUCGAAACCCGAAAAGACUCACCUGGAGACUGGUAGUGGAGCUCGAGGGGGACUUCCGGGGAAGAGCCCCAUGAUGCCGCCCACAAUAUUACCUCAACCGCCGCAAUGGGUGCCCUGUAAGUGACCCGUCCCCAGUGGACGACGUUUCCUCUAGUUAACAAUGUAUAGCGUCAGUUACUAGGUGUGGCUGCACGAACUGCUUGCAGGCCUCGGAUUACUCUUGACAUGUUGCUUCGCUUUGGGACUCAGGCUCGCCGGCGGAGGGUGGGUUUUUUGGACCUUGGCCAUGAUCUGGCAUUUCCUGGCUGUUUUGGGUUCGUGCUGGGACACUGCUGUUUUUUUUUCUUUUUUUUUUCCUUUCCCGGAGCUUGGUUGAUGACUUACGUGAGUGCUUUUUUCC